AUGGCAGCAGCUACCUUGUAUAGAUUCUUGAAUAUCCCAUUCUUUUCACUCUUUCUGCUUGCCUCUUUAGCAUCUCCACUCUCAUUUGAUCUCCCAAACAUCACUCCCAAGGAUACAAACGUGAAAAUCAACGUGGAAGGAGAUGCAUAUAUCACAGAGCAAGGGAUCCAAGUCACCCCAUAUGAACGCAACCAGGUCUUAAAUGGCAAAGCAGGCCGAGCAAAAUAUGUUGAAUCCUUUCACUUAUGGGACAAAACCACAGGAGAAUUGGCAGAUUUCACCACUCAUUUCACUUUCAACAUCGACUCAGAUGGUAACAGUAGCUUUGCUGAUGGAUUGACCUUUUUCCUGGCCAAUUUUUCAACCCCAUUCAAUAAAAUUGCCACUGGUGGAGGCAGACUUGGGCUCAUGGAUGGCCCAGAUCCUUUUGUGGCUGUGCUGUUUGAUACGUACUCGAACCACGAGAAUACCUCGAUGACGAAUGUAAGUAUCAACAUUAAUUCUACGCUGGAAUGGGUUAAUAUCACAGCAUGGUUGAAUGAUGUUACUCAGGGACGGGAUAACAAUGCUUCCAUUACUUAUAAUGCUAGUUCCAAGGUUCUUGGAGUGGUUUUUACAGGGUUCUGGAAUGGCCAGUAUCUGACAGGCAGCCUUAGCUUUAAGGUUGAUCUGAGGGAAUACUUGCCUGAGUUCAUUAGCAUUGGCUUCUCAGCUUCAACAGGACUGUACUUUGAGAAAAACACUGUCAGCUCGUGGCGGUUCAAUUCCACUUCACUGAGGCCGGAUAGUGUUUCUCCCCUGUCGUCCCCGCCUUCUCCAGACCCGAGUCCUCCCCAAGAAGAAAAGAACAAGAAGAAAGGACUAUCAAAAGGAGCACUGAUAGGAUUGAUUAUUGGUGUUCUAGUUUUUGUUGCUCUGUUGGUUUUAGGCAUCUGUACUUAUCUUAAGAAGAUGAGGGGAAAGAAAAGAAAUGAGACUAUUCUUGGUCAGGCCAAAGAUAGUGAACUUGAGAUGAGGGCAGAGAAAAGAAAUGAGAUUAUUCUUGGUCAGGCCAUGGAUAGUGAACUUGAAAAGACUGGCAAUGGGCCUAAAGAGUUACCAUACAGUGACUUGGUUAUUGCAACUAACAACUUUGCAGAGAAGCUUGGAGAAGGGGGGUUUGGAGUGGUUUAUAGAGGUUUCUUAAGGAGCCUAAACUUGGAUGUGGCUGUCAAGAGAGUCUCAAGUGGGUUUAAACAUGGGAUAGAGGAAUGCCCAGAACUCAAGAUCAUUAGCCAAUUGAGACAUAGAAAUUUGGUGCCAUUUCACGGUUGGUGUCAUGAGAAAGGAGAGUUGCUGCUUGUUUUUGAAUACAUGCCACAAGGCAAUUUAGAGUCCCAUCUCUUCAACACAGACUCACAUUUGAAUUGGGGGCUCAGGUAUAGAAUUGCAAAAGACUUGGCUUUGGCUCUGUCCUAUCUGCAUGGACACUAUGACCAAUGUGUAUUGCAUAGGGACAUUAAGUCCAGUAAUGUCCUGUUGGAUAAGGACUUCAAUGCUAGACUAGCUGAUUUCGGGUUAGCCUCGCUUGUUGACCAUGGAAACGCACCCGAAAAAACCAUAUCUGGAUUAACACCAGGGUACGUAGCCCCAGAAUGCAAUUUCACAUUUAAGACCAGCAAAGAGUCAGAUGUGUAUAGUUUUGGAAUUGUUAUAUUAGAAAUUGCAUGUGGACGAAGAGCCAUUCUUGACAAUGAACUAGGAGGUGCGAAAAGCUUGGUGGGAUGGGUUUGGGGUCUGUAUGGAAUGGGAAGGCUACUACAAGGCGCAGAUCCUAAGUUAGGCAAAAACUUUAAUGAGAAAGAAAUGGAGCGAUUAAUGAUGAUUGGGUUAUGGUGUGCUCACCCUGAUAGUAAUUGUCGACCAAAAAUAAGCCUUGCUUUAAAUUGCCUUCACUUCCAUGUCCAAGUGCCCAUCCUUCCACCAGAGAUGCCUAAGCCAUUUUACUCAACUUCUUUUAAUGUUUCAAGUUCCUAUAGGCAGAUAUUAGAGGGCAAUACAAGUUCUAGCAACAGUAGUUGCCCCACACAUCGUACUUCAUCUUCAACCACAGAUGCUAGUUCUUCAUCAUCUGCCUCACAUUGA
Ipomoea triloba (trilobed morning glory) is the source of this 2124-nucleotide messenger RNA. RefSeq names its product L-type lectin-domain containing receptor kinase IX.1-like. Gene Ontology annotation, biological process: protein phosphorylation. Gene Ontology annotation, molecular function: ATP binding; protein kinase activity; carbohydrate binding. The transcript has a single exon. The record is from RefSeq and is a predicted model, not a curated record. NCBI's taxonomy places the organism in Eukaryota, Viridiplantae, Streptophyta, Magnoliopsida, Solanales, Convolvulaceae. Bases 1 to 2124 code for a protein of 707 amino acids. Gene Ontology annotation, cellular component: plasma membrane.